This is a messenger RNA of Triticum dicoccoides, 6333 nucleotides long. RefSeq names its product protein NO VEIN-like. Gene Ontology annotation, biological process: embryo development ending in seed dormancy; root development; leaf vascular tissue pattern formation. Lineage: Eukaryota; Viridiplantae; Streptophyta; Magnoliopsida; Poales; Poaceae. Gene Ontology annotation, cellular component: nucleus. The transcript has 14 exons. The record is from RefSeq and is a predicted model, not a curated record.
AUGGCGUGGACUUUCGGCGCUGGACAAGGAAACGGCGGCCGCCGCGGUGUCGGCUUAGGCGGUGGAACCGCUGGUUUCGGCAGCGACGCCGGCCCGUUCGCCGGCAACGUCGGCAGCGACAGGGAUAAUGCCGGCCAGAUCGUGUUUGGUGAUGGGAGCGGAUUCGGUGGCCGUGGCCCCAGCUUCCGCCAGCAAGCCGGCUCCCCUGGUGGUGUUGCCGCUGCGGCGGCCGCACCUUUUGGUUUCGUGGCCGGCUGCGGAACUCAAGGCGGACAAAUUGCUGUCGAGAAGGUCCCGGGCUUUCGUAUGCGCGUUGAUUCAGAUGAUGAUGGAAUGUCCGACCACGAUUGGCCGGACUCUUGGUUUCGGCCUGAUCCAUCAGCCACUGUUGACCAUUUUCUAGAAGCUGUCAUUCAGCAAUCACCGUUUCAAGUGGCAGUGAAGCUGCUAUCCUUGCUACACGUUUACAAUGGUUCUAGCAAUGCUCCAAUUUCGUUACUGAAGUGUUAUGCACAACGAGCAAUAGAUGCUAUAAUGAAUAGCAACAUCGAUUUGAUCAGCACUGGUUCUGAAGGGGGGGGGGAUAUGUACGAGGAAGUGCAUACACAAAUUGCUGAACAGCGUAGCUCUUCUUCUCACUGUAUUGGUCGUAUUCAAGGAAAUCCUGAGAACACUUGUGUAAGAAAGAUUACGUCUAAAAGCUUACUAAACAUUGACCACACUCUUCAGUUGAUUGCGAAAUUUAUACUAGACUGUCUUGGCCAUCUACCUUCUGAAUUCUGGAGUCUGGCAGCAGAUAUACUAUUGUCAGGACUUCAGACUGUUACUAAGAAUUGCUAUUCACUCAUCUUGCAUGCAUGCAGUGAAACUUGGCAGCUUUGCAUGCUUUGCAACAUUGGAUCAUCACUUGGAGUCGCCGAAUGGGUUGAAGAUUGUCCCACAACAUGUCGGAUUGAAGAUGCUUAUGGAAACAGAGAAACUAAUUCAUCUUCUUGUCAUGCAUCGGCUGUUUCUGGAGGUCAUCCACAUAAAAAUACUAACAUGCUUACUACCACAGAUGAUGACAUGGUAGUAAAUGAGAGAAGUAAGUCGUUUCCUGGCUUGGAGGCUAUAGAUGAUGAAAAUAUGCAAGUGUUAGAUCCUGAUGGAAGCAAGGCAGAUAUGGCCGAAUCACUAGCUACUAACAAGCCCCCAGUGAUUAAAGAAAUAAAUCUUGAGAAAGCAGCUCUUAUUAUUGAAACUAUACGUCAAGAGGAGUUUGGUUUGGAUCAGACACUAAGUUAUACUGAUAGCAGCUUGCUGAAAAAGCAGCAUGCUCAACUUGGCAGAGCCCUUCAUUGUCUCUCACAGGAGCUAUAUUCCCAUGACUCUCACAUAAUCCUUGAGCUAAUACAGAAUGCUGAUGACAACACUUAUCUCAAGGAUGUCGAACCAACAUUAGCGUUUGUUCUUCAGGAUGAUGGAAUUGCUGUUCUUAAUAACGAGACAUGCUUUUCUGCUGAUAACAUUAGAGCGUUGUGUGACAUUGGUAAUUCUACAAAGAAAGGGUCAAACAUGGGGUAUAUUGGAAAUAAAGGCAUUGGAUUCAAAUCAGUAUUUCGGGUAACUGAUGCUCCAGAGAUCCAUUCAAAUGGUUUUCAUGUGAAAUUCGACAUUACAGAAGGCCAGAUUGGUUUUAUCUUGCCGACUGCAAUUCCACCUUUUGAUACUAACCCUUUGAGUAGAAUAUUAUCUCCUGAAGAUAGCUACGAUGCAUGCUCCUCCUGGAAAACUUGUAUUUUGCUCCCUUUCAGGUCAAACUUCAGGGAGGGCACUGGUAUGUGCUCCGUCGUGUCCAUGUUUUCAGAUCUUGACCCAUCUCUGCUCUUGUUCCUUCACAGGCUAAAAUGCAUCAAAUUCAAAAAUAUGCUCAGUGAGAAAUUUCUAGUAAUGAGAAGAAAAUCUCUUGCUGAUGGCAUUGUGAAAAUUUCACGUGGGAAUGAGACAGUGAGCUCGUUGGUAGUUAGUAAGAAAUUACAGAGCUCGCUUGUUCGUCAUGAUGUCUGUAGUACAGAGAUAGCUAUGGCAUUUUCUUUGCAGGAGACAGAAGAUGGAGAGUAUGAACCUUAUUUGAAGCAACAACCUGUCUUUGCUUUCCUUCCUCUAAGGAACUACGGUCUUAAAUUCAUUCUUCAAGGAGAUUUUGUUUUGCCUUCUUCUAGAGAAGAAGUGGAUGCAGAUAGCGCAUGGGACCAAUGGUUGCUGUCUGAAUUCCCAUCUUUAUUUGUUAGUACUCAAGAAUCUUUUUGUGCUCUACCUUGCUUCUGAAAGUGCUCUGGAAAAGCUGUUACGGCCUUGAUGAGUUUUGUGCCUCUACCGGGAGAAGUUCAUGGGUUCUUUUCUCAGCUCCCUCAUUUGAUCCUUUCCAAGUUGCGCCUUACCUGCUGCAUGGUUUUGGAGGGCUCCAGUUUGCAGUGGGUCCACCCAUGCAACACACUAAGGGGUUGGGAUGAACAGGCUAGAACGCUAUUGCCUGAUACCAUACUCCGUGAACAUCUUCACCUUGGAUAUUUAUCAAAAGAUGUUACUGUAUACGAUACAUUAUCAAUGGCCUUAGGUAUACAUGAGUAUGGACCGAAAUUUUUGACUGAUAUUAUGUCAUCUAUUUGCCAAACUGAUGGUUGCAUUGAGUCACUGGGACUGGAAUGGCUAUGUGCUUGGAAAAUGAAAUGCAUCCCACUUUCAGAUGGUUCAUUUAGCUGUAUAGCAGAUGGCCCAAUAUGGUUGAAUUGUGAUCUUCUCGACUCUCCGCCCGGAUCCAAAAUCAGCAUGCAGAGCUUCCCAGUUCUUUACAUUGUCGAAGAGACGAGAACAAGUGACCUUAUAGAUAUUUUAUUGAAAGUUGGUGUGCUGAAGUUGUCUGGACAUGACAUUAUAAAAAAUCACAUCCUGGUGUCAUUGCCUAAUGCUACAGAUGCUAAUCCAGAAGAGAAAAUGAUGACAGAAUAUAUGAGUUUUAUCAUGCUACAUCUUCGGCCCCCCUGUAUAAGCUGUAACCCUGAGAAAGAAGAGAUUAGUAAACAUUAUGGAAAUUCAGUGGACAUAGGCAAGCUCCUUCAGAAUGUAGAUAUGGCAUGGAUUGAACUUGACACUUGUUACUUGACACAUGAUAGCUCUGCUUCAUUGCAAUUCAAAAUGCAAAGUUGGAGGCAAUUUUUCGAGCAGUUAGGUGUGACUGAUUUUGUUCAGGUAAUGGAAGUUGAGAAGAAUGUAUUUGAGGCUGAUGACUGUCAAAAUGGUACUCCCUUCCAAGGUGGUAUACCUGGAACACCUUAUAUUGUGUAUGACUGGGAGUCACCAAAAUUGAUGACUAUGUUAUCAACACUCACCUCAAAGAAUUUGCGAGAAAAUUGUAUAUAUCUUCUGAAGGUUCUAGACAAAUACUGGAAUGAUUAUUAUAGUACAAAAUCUAGGAGUCUCACAAAUGCAACAGAUUGUGGUGAAAAGAGAAAAGUUGACUCUUCCUUUAUGAAGUGUCUGCGAAACUUCAAGUGGAUAGCAUCGAGUAUGGAUAAGGACCUUCAUUACGCAAGAGAUCUAUUCUGUGAUUUUAAAAAUGUGCGCUCUCUCCUUGGCAGUGUCGCCCCAUAUGCUAAACCACUGUUAUCAAGCACAUUACUUAGGAAGGAUAUUGGAUUCAAGACAACAGUAUCCCACAGUGACGCUUUAUUGAUCCUCAAUCACUGGAUAGCAUCACAAGCUAAUUUUAGUGCAAGAAUGGACCAGAUGUGCAAAUUCUACACCUUCAUGUCAGAAGGUGCCGCUAGUGGAGAGAUCAACAUUAAACGCGAUUUCCUACCACGCUGCUCUAUAUUUACACCACUGCAUGGUUCACCAUCAACUGAUUCUGUAACCGGGAGAUUUAUGUCUUCAAAUGAUUUGUAUUGGCAUGACCCAACAGGCUGUUGUGAAAAGAUAUAUGCAUCCAUUUUAAUGAAGGGGAAUAUGUUUCUGAGAAAGAUGUUGUCUGUGGCUUAUCCAAGCCUCCAUGAUUUCUUUACUGAGACGUGUGGUGUACCAAAGAUACCAACGACAUCUGAGUACCUUGAGAUACUGCUCCGGCUAUCAAGUGUUGCAUUGCCUUCACAAGUAGCCAAUCAUGUGUUUCGUGUAUUUGUGAGAUGGGUUAAUGAUCUCCAUUCUGGAAGUUAUAAGAUGGACAAUAUCUUGUUCUUGAAAGAAUCUCUUCAGAAGUUGGAAACAAUGGUAUUGCCAACCCUGGGUUACAGAUGGGUGUCCCUCCAUCCAUCUUUUGGUCUUGUUUGCUGGGCAGAUGAUGAUGAACUGAAGCAGCAAUUUCAGAACACUCGUGAGGUCGAAUUUAUACAAUUUGGUGAACUUUCUCUUGAUGACAAACAAAAACUCGAUGGGAGGGUUGCUGCAUUGAUGAACAUUAUAGGUAUUCCGGCACUUUCUAAGGUUGUGUACCGAGAACCAAUGCAUUCUGGUACAGGGAACAACAGAGGAAAGGCUAGUUUACUUAAUUGGCUUUUACCAUAUAUGCAACGUUACAUCUACAAGAUGCAUGGAGAUACUUACAAUAAAUUUCAGCAAAAUGAGGCCACGAAGCUUAGCAGUCCUGAAGUUAUUGUUGUUGAGAAGUUAUCCUACAAGUAUAUGCUGAAAGGACGUGAUAGUUCUUGUGAGGGAAGAUUUGAAUGCUCUUGUCUUUUACAGGGAAAUAUUUUAUAUGCUACUCAAGAAGCUGAUUCACAUUCGAUUCUUCUGGAAAUUUCUAAACUUUUCUUUGAUGGAUCUGUUGAUCUACACUUCGCAAAUUUUCUUCACAUGGUCAAAACCAUGUCAGAAUCUGGCUCCGCAGUGGAACAAAUUGAGUUUUUUAUUGUCAAUAAUCAGAAGGUGCCUCCGUUACCUGAACAGGAACCUGCUUGGUCCUUUUCUUCAUCGUUUGUCGCCGAGGAAAUAUUUAGUUCCCCAACAGCUGAACUCCAACCUCCGGAUGAACCCAGACGCCCCCUCAAGCGUAAGAAGAACCCAGGAAUCAUUGAAAGCCACCCACCGAAUAAUCCUGAAACAGCACCUGAUCUUGAAACCUCUUACAUAAGCCAGGAAGAGAUAAAGGUGAAUGAUACUGCAUCUUCAUCAGAGCUUAGCAAGCCUGUCGUGUGUGGACCCAUGGAAGAUACUUCAGUUCCCAUCAAGGUUGAAGGGGAUCAUGUCGUGAAAGAGAAUUCAACAACAGAACAUAUGCUAGGCGUACAGAGUACGAUUGAAGUUGAUGAUGAGCCUGCUUGUUUGGACUUGGAAGCAGGAAGCUCACCAAGUCUGAUUGAUGAAACUGAGCUAACCGAUGUUGAUGAGAAACUCGCUGAUGUUGCAGAAGAUGGAAGCGAGUUAGGAGCUGGCACGCCUGGUAACGCCACAGUUCACAAGCCAGAUGAACGGUUAAGAACCGGCAGGCUUGGUGAAGCUGGUACACCAACACCUUGCCGGCUAGAGCAGGAUGGCGCGUGGAACCGAGGACUGGCGGCAUGGCAAGGCAUGCCAAAGAACUUGGAGGACGCCAAGGAUUGCGGCAUCCGCGCGCACGGUGACCGUUCUCCAAGCAAUGGGAGCACCAAAGCGGAUCUCUGCAGUCGGCCGCACGAUGCCCAGGAGCGAAGCAUCUGCAACAUCUACCGUGCAGCCAAGCAGGGAUUGGACGGGAAGCCAUUGCAGGGGCGAGCGACGUCGGGCGACGCGGACCACGCCGGGGCAACACCUCCUGCCAUCCCUUGCUCGCCUUCACCACCACGAGGGAAGGGGGGAGCAGACGACGUGGAGGCCGGAUCUGGGAGCGGCAGAUGCGGGGGUGGCCGGAGCAUGGAGAUCCGGCCGGCGGCGUCCGCGCGCUCACGCGGGGACGACCGCGGUCGCGAGAGUCAUGCUCGCUCGGUGGACUGCACGGGACCUAGCAAUGUGAAGUGGGUGAAUGAAGAGAAGGAAUCUGGGCUUCCCUAUGACAUUGUCAUCACGCCUAAGGGUGGCGCCGCAGAGUAUGUGGAGGUGAAGGCGACCGUGACUUCGAACAAGGACUGGUUCCACAUCACACCCAAUGAAUGGCAAUUCGCGCUGGAGAAAGGGGAUUCGUUCAGCAUCGCCCAUGUCGUGCUGAAAGGUUCAGAGAAAGCGAAUAUAAUGCUGAUGAAGAAUCCGCAGAAGCUCUUCCACCAAAAGGUCGACGACUUGAAUUUUGCUCUUGUUAUGUCGAAAAAAAUUAGAAAACUCAACCAAAUCUCAGUUUCGUUGAAGCCCGAUGCGCAAUCGCCGACCCCCGAUGAAUCUGCAUCUUGA